UACUCUGGUACUGAUAAUAAACUUUAAAUUUUCAGGACAAUGGAAGAACGAUUACACCAAUGGAUAGACCAGGAAUUAGAGGCGGAAUUAGAGCGUACUGUGGUGAUAAGCAAUUUACCAGCUACCGAAGAUGACCUUUUGAAUAAACUUGAAGAAUACCUCAGUAAAUCCGAUAAUUGUGGUGGAUACAUAGAACGGAUUGAUUUCUUGGAUGAAACGUCUGUGGUCAUUGUAUACUUCGAAAAGAAAGUUUGUGAAGACCUGAUUUCUCACUGCAGGUCUAAUAGUAUGGACUUCUUUGGUAAACGAUUAAUGAUCGAAUCGCUACACGAUUACGAACAUAACCAGGACAAAGGUAGUGGCAACAUGUUUAAGGUAAUGAUACGCAGUUAAC
Molecule: messenger RNA, 394 nt
Organism: Anneissia japonica
Lineage: Eukaryota; Metazoa; Echinodermata; Crinoidea; Comatulida; Comatulidae
Exons: 2
Coding region: 40-393 (117 amino acids)
Source: RefSeq, a predicted model, not a curated record